AUGAAAUUCGGCAAGGUCCUACAACACGAAAUUGAAGAUAUUCCCUCCGAGUGGAGACCCUUUCUCAUCCAAUAUAAGACUCACAAAAAAUGUAUUCUUAAGAUUGUUCAAGAAUUGAAUGAAAUCGGAAUGUCUCACGACAUUCUUAAGGAAAUGUUUAAAGCUGCGGAAGGUUAUAAGCUUGAAUACACUUUUGCAAGCGAUAAGGCGCACGUUCGUCCGUGCAUCAAACUUGACCUGGACGACUGUGAACAUAUUUCAAAGUCCCAAUUAUCUACCUUUACCCAACUAGCCGGAAAGUCGCAUGCUUCUUUCUCAAAAUAUGACAAUUGUUCGGUUUCAACGUUAUCCUCGACCCUUUCGGAUGAUUCCGAAACCAGCGCAACGAGUAAUGGUUUUCUCUUUGAUGACCACCAUUCGGAACAAGUGACCGAUAACGAAGAGGUCGUAGUUCUCAUGGAGAAGUUUUUGAAAAAGCUUCCAAUGACAUUAUGCAUUGAACUUGAAAGUGAUGGUGAAUUCUUCGACAUUCUCUUUGAAGAAAUUUCCCAACUGAAUCGCCUUCAACAAAAGAAUCAAGAACAAUUCUGCGAUCGGCUUGAAAAAUUGCGACCUUUGUUGAUCGAUGCGACCUCCCCGUAUAAAGCGGACAUGUACGUCUGGCGAGAAAUACUUCAACUAUAUACUCAGGCCGAAAUUUUUUUCGGCAAUAUUGAGACCGAUAGAAAAGCUAGAAGUUAUGAAGUUUCACAGGAGCAAUUCGAUCGAUUUGUCGAAGAAUUGAAUAAACAUCGAUUGCAAAAGAAGUUGAGAAACCCAUCCUCGAAGAUCGCCUUUGAGGAGUUUAUAAAGCUUAACCGUGAGCUUGUCGCAAUGAAACAUUUUCAAUUCAUGAACCAAGUUGCAAUGUCCAAAAUUCUAAAAAAGCACGACAAAAAGACAUGCCUAUCCGCCAGUUCGAAUUUCCAAAAACUCACGGAGAAUGCUCCGUAUCUUAACGACGAAAUAACUACGUUCCUUCAUAACGCCUUGAUUGAACGGUUCACUUCAACCAUUCUCCUAAUUGAAGAUUAUUUGUGUCCAAUUUGCAUUUCCAUUCAUUGGAAGCCAGUUCGUCUACGUUGUAGACACGUCUUUUGCAUCCGAUGUCUCGUCAAGGCAGAACGUGAGGGAAUGAAAGACUGUCCCAUAUGCCGAGCAAAAAACGCGAUCAAAUAUGCUGAUUCAGACAACAUAGACACUUCGUUAAUGAAUUUGUUGAAACUUUACUUUCCACGUGAAGUAAAGCAAAAACAGACUGACAAUGAACGAGAGAAAGCGAUAGAAGACAUGGAAAUUCUCACAGGCCGUAGGUAUGAUCAAUGCGCCAUGAUGUGA
Messenger RNA from Acaulospora morrowiae, 1377 nucleotides. The record is from the annotation of a GenBank genome assembly. NCBI's taxonomy places the organism in Eukaryota, Fungi, Glomeromycota, Glomeromycetes, Diversisporales, Acaulosporaceae.